GGCGCCAUUUUGGCCCCAGAGGUGCUUCUGGGAAGUUGCGCGCGGGCCUCCACUUUGCCGGCCUGUGAGGUACGGCCCUUUCGGGUAGCUGGCGUGUCGGGGUCGGGGCGUCUGCGCCGGCCGCGGCCGACUUCUCCGGACCCUCGGACGAGGCCGAGGCGCGGCGCCGCCGAGGGAGGUCACUCGGCCAGGAAGGACGUGACGGGGGCGGCGCGUGUCGCGGACACUCCCCGCCGAGAGCCCGCCCGCCAUGGACUCGGAGUACUACAGCGGGGACCAGUCAGAUGAUGGUGGUGCUACCCCAGUGCAGGACGAGCGGGAUUCGGGGUCAGAUGGUGAGGAGGAUGUGAAUGGGCAGCACUCCGGAUCCGACACUGGAAGUGGAGAACAGCAUUCAGAGAAUGAAACUAGCGAUCGAGAAGAUGGCUUGAACAAGACACUUAAUGGAACAGACUCUGAGAACGAUGAGCCCUCCAAUCUUAAUGCCAGUGAUUCUGAAAGUGAGGAACUUCACAGGGCAAAGGACAGUGACUCUGAAUAUGAGGGGCAUGCAGAGUCUCCUGCCAGUGAUUCUGAAAAUGAAGACGUCAACCAGCAUGGGAGCGACUCUGAAAAUGAAGAGCUUCUUAAUGGACAUGCAAGUGACUCAGAAAAGGAAGAGGUUAGAAAGCAUGCUGCCAGUGACUCUGAAGCUGAGGACACUCUACAGCCUCAGGUCAGUGAGUCGGACAGCGAAGAUCCCCCAAGGCCCCAGGCCAGUGACUCAGAAAAUGAGGAGCCUCCCAAACCUCGUAUAAGUGACUCGGAAAGCGAGGAGCUCCCCAAACCUCGGAUCAGUGACUCGGAAAGUGAGGAGCCCCCAAGGCCACAGGCCAGUGACUCGGAAAGUGAGGAGCUCCCCAAACCCCGAGUCAGCGACUCGGAAAGUGAGGAGCCUCCAAGGCCACAGGCCAGUGACUCAGAAAGUGAAGAGCUCCCCAAACCCCGAGUCAGCGACUCAGAAAGUGAGGAGCCUCAGAAAGGACCUGCUAGUGAUUCGGAAGCCGAGGAUGCCUCCAGACCCAAACACAAGCCAGAGUCAGACGACAGUGAUGCAGAGAAUAAGAGGGAAGAUUCGGAAAUGCAGAAUGAGUCAGAGGGCCAUGCAGACAGAAAAAGACUCCACAGCUCUGACAGUGAGGAGGAGGAAGAACCGAAAAGGCAGAAACUGGAUAGUGAUGAAGAUGAAGAAAAGGAGGGGGAUGAGGAGAAAGUAGCAAAGCGGAAGGCUACUGUGCUUUCUGAUAGUGACGAUGAAGAAAAAGCAUCAGCAAAGAAGAGUCGAGUUGUCUCUGAUCCUGACGAUUCUGAUAGUGAUGUUGUAUCAGACAAGUCAAGUAAAAGAGAGAAGACAGCAGCAUCUGACAGUGAAGAAGAAGGAGGGAAAGAAGAAUCAUCUGGAAAGAAAAAUGAAGAGAAGGACCUAUUUGGGAGUGACAGUGAAUCAGGCAAUGAAGAAGAAAAUCUUAUUGCAGAUAUAUUUGGAGAAUCUGGUGAUGAAGAGGAAGAGGAAUUUACAGGUUUUAACCAAGAGGAUUUGGAGGAAGAGAAGAAUGAAACACAGCUGAAAGAAGCUGAAGACUCGGACUCUGAUGAUAACAUCAAAAGAGGAAAGCAUAUGGACUUUCUGUCGGAUUUUGAGAUGAUGUUACAACGAAAAAAGAACAUGUGUGGCAAACGUAGGCGAAAUCGAGAUGGGAGCACUUUUAUUAGUGAUGCAGAUGACGUUGUGAGUGCCAUGAUUGUAAAGAUGAAUGAAGCUGCUGAGGAAGACAGGCAAUUGAAUAAUCAAAAGAAGCCAGCACUGAAAAAACUAACCUUAUUGCCUACUGUGGUUAUGCACCUUAAAAAGCAGGACCUUAAAGAAACAUUUAUUGACAGUGGUGUGAUGUCUGCCAUCAAAGAAUGGCUUUCACCUUUACCAGAUAGGAGUUUGCCUGCACUGAAGAUUCGGGAAGAAUUGUUGAAGAUUCUGCAAGAGCUACCUAGUGUAAGCCAGGAGACCCUGAAGCAUAGUGGGAUUGGACGAGCAGUGAUGUAUCUGUAUAAACACCCCAAGGAAUCAAGGUCCAACAAGGAUAUGGCAGGGAAAUUAAUCAAUGAGUGGUCUCGGCCUAUAUUUGGACUUACCUCCAACUAUAAAGGAAUGACAAGAGAAGAAAGGGAGCAGAGAGAUCUAGAACAAAUGCCUCAGCGGCGAAGAAUGAGCAGCACUGGUGGUCAGACACCGCGAAGAGACUUGGAGAAGGUGCUGACAGGAGAGGAAAAGGCUCUUAGACCUGGAGAUCCUGGCUUCUGCGCCCGUGCUAGAGUCCCAAUGCCAUCAAACAAGGACUAUGUCGUCAGACCCAAGUGGAAUGUAGAAAUGGAGUCAUCCAGGUUUCAGGCAUCCUCCAAGAAAGGUAUCAGUCGACUGGAUAAACAGAUGAGAAAGUUCACAGAUAUCAGGAAAAAAAGCAGAUCUGCUCAUGCAGUGAAAAUCAGCAUCGAGGGCAAUAAAAUGCCAUUGUGACCUUGCCUGGGACGUGUCCCCAUCUCUAAAAAAUGCACAAUGGACUAUCGAGAAAGAAGAUACUUUUAAAUGUUUUAAUGUGUCUCUAAUGGUUCGACUUGUAUCACCUGUUGCAGGACUAACAUUUCUCUCCGUUGUAUUUAAGACCAGUUGUCUGCUUUGUACAGAAGAGUACCUACUCUUGCUUCUAUAAACUGUAUGUAAUAAAAUUUUGUUCUGGUUUUGGGGGGUUGUCUCAUCAUUGUCUUAGAGAUUAUUCUCUGUGAAGACAAAAACAGUUCUUUUUACUACUUCAUGUCAUAUAAUGAGGAAUUUGGACCUUUUCCCUGGCUCCCAACAAGGAAUAUCUCAAACCCUUAGGAUUCUUGAAGUAUCUUUAUUAUACUCUUGAUUUGGCUCAUCGCAGGCUCUAGGGUGAGAGGCUGGUCACCAGAAAUACGUUUGGGCUAAUCACAUUGCCUGUUUAAUUAAUAAAUCACAUGUUGGUAGUGAGGCCCUGGUAAAGAACUCGGGACAAGACAGGUGCCAUGUAUGGCAAGACUCUUAAAUGCUCUGGACACUGCAAACCAUGUUGAUGUGCCAGGAGAACAAGGGCACAGAAGCUCUGCAUUACUACCCUAGACCACUUCUGAAGUUUCAUUGGCCUGUUUGGCCCCAUUUGUAUCUUUUCUAAUAUGACUAUUCAUAACUAUAAUGUUUUACUGAAAGACAGUAUUUUUCUCAGUUCUGUGAGUCAUUCAGCAAACUUUUAAACCAAGAAGUUCUUGAGAACUCUCCACUUUACAGCCAACCUGGAAUGUUGAUGGUCUGAAGAUUGAGCACUUGCAGUCCAUGUCUGAAGUCAGGACAGUCUUAUGGAGGAAGCUUGAUUCCUUAGAACUGCUGAUUCUUACACUCACUCUGAGCAUUUGGAAUCAGAAUUGAAUUAUAUACUACUGUGUAUGCCUAUAAUCUCAGCCCUCAGCAAGUGAAGAUAGGAGUAUUGGGAGUUCUCCAACUCUCUGAUACUUAGCAAGACCCUAUUCAAAUAAAUAUUAUGGUAUCCCAGUUGGGGUUGAAAUGCAACAAACUUUUUGUUUCUCUUGUUAGGGAUUUUUUUUUUUUUAAAUCUGGGGAAUUAAUCUGUAGAAAGAAAAGAUUCAGAAACUCUUAAGAGAAAUACAGAUUACUUGAAAGUCACUUGCUUACAUAUAACAGUUGGACAAAUAGAAAAGAGAAACACAGUUUAUAGUUUCUUGUUCAAUUUUGAGAAUUCUUGAAAAUCCUCAGAGUUUCUGUAGAUUAAGAAAGUUUUAUCAGUUAAUCAUUAAUUACAAAAAUCCUUUUCUACUACAAACUGAGACCUUGAUUUUUAAAAAUAGAGUAUUUGCCACAGUGGACUUUGGACAGUUAAAGGAACAUGGACCUUAUGGACUAAAACACUCUGUAAGAAACUCUAAAGCCGGGUGUGGUGGCGCACACCUUUAAUCCCAGCACUGGGAGGCAGAGGCAGGCGGAUCUCUGUGAGUUCAAGGCCAGCCUGGUCUACAAAGAGAGUUCCAGGACAGCCAGGACUAUACAGAGAAACCCUGUCUUGAAACCCCACCACCAAUAAAAAGAGGGGCUGGAAGAAAGGACUCAGUGGUAAAGAGCACUUGCCAUUCUUGAAGAGAACCCAUUCUCAACACCCUUGUUGGGCAGCUCACAAUUGCCUGUAAUUCCAGUACUAGGGGAUCUAACACCCUCUCCUGGCUUCUGCACCUUCACACACAUGACUCAGCCUUUAAAGACUAGACUCACAACCAAAAAAAAAGUAAAAAUAAAUCUUAAAACCAGGCACGUGGAUCUCUAAGUUCAAGGCCAGUGUGGUUUACAGAGAGAGUGCCAGGGCUGCACAGAGAGACCUUGUCUUGAAAAAUUAAAAUGUGAAAAAAGCCUGUGAAAGCCCUGCACACAGAGCAGGUGGAUUGUGAAGCAGGAAGACCUCACAGCAGCUCAGCACUAGGUGGAAGCAGACCACCCCUUCCAUUGUUUGAUUCCACCAACUAAAGGCGAUAAAGAGCUUAUAAUCAACCACAAAACAGUUAUGAACAUGAAAAGCAAGUUUUUAAGAAUUGUUCGGAUUUUGGUGUCUUGGGGUGAGCUCCACUUAGCACUGUGUUAUGCAAGGUAAAUAUAGCAAGCACGUGAUAAAACUAUAUCCUGGAGUUCAAGGGGAUGGGAGGGUCUACACUAUUUAAAGAGAAAAUAGUAAGUUUCUUUAUAAAUUAUCUUUGUUGUGUAUCUUUAUAGGGGCAUCCCAAGCCUGACCCAUCGCCUUUUUAAUUCCUAGUUACUGACUCUUGGAAUACUGAAAUUAGCUCCCAUAUACUCUUCAACAUUUUCAAUCAUGCUACUUUUGAAUAUAUAUAUAUAUAUAUAUAUAUAUAUAUAUAUAUAUAUAUAUAUAUGAUUUGUAUUGCAGCCCAUGUGUGUAGCUUUAUGGGUAAGCUGUUCUCUUAAAUCCACAUAUCUAAGCAUAUUUCUCUUAAGAUAGUUUUAGUGGAUGAAUAAUGUAGCUGUGUUAGUAGAGUGCAGGCUUGGCGUGCAUUAAGCUUGGGUUCCAUCCCUAGCACCACAGACACCUGGCCUUUAUCAUUUAUCAGCCUGACCUGGCUACAUAGUAUAAAGCCAGCUUGGGCCACUUGAGACAGUUUGUUUCAGGGUUGGCCAUGUUAACUUUGACCUCUUGUAUGGAAUGUUGCAUAGUCACUCAGGUUUUUUUGUAAAAUAUUUCCAUUUUGGCAAAAAAAAAAUUGUAUCUUCACUUUUAACUGUACAGUUUAGGUGCAUUGACUGAGUUCACAAUGUUGUGAAAACCUUUUCUAGACAUCAUCUUAUAAAGAAAAUUUAGCCGUAGGCUGGACAUGGUAGUGCACACCUUUAAUCCCAGUGUUACGGAGGCAAAGGCAGAAGGAUCUCUUGAGUUCAAAGCCAUUUUAGUGAGCUUCAGGACAGUUAAGACUGCAUAGACCCUGCCUAAGAACAAACAAAACCCUUAACUCCUUCCACCAGCUCUUGAUAACUUCAUUCUGCUUUAGACUAUUCCAGGAACCCACUUUUAAAUUUAUUGUGGGUGGGGGCACAUAUACCAUGGUACGCAUAUAGAAAAUCAUAAUUUUAUGGAGUUCUUGCCUUCUACUUUUAUAUGGAUUCUAGGGAUGAAACAGGUUUUAAGACUUGUGGCAACCACUUUGACCACUGUACAUAUCAUCAGCCUGUUUAUAUGUAUGGGUAUAAAUGCCUUAUCAGAUGCAUGAUUUAUGAAUAGCCUCACAUUCUUUUAACUCUAUUGAUCGUAUUCUUUGGUACAAAAGUAAUUUUAAUUUUGAUGUAGCUUAUUUCCUGUGCUGUUGGUAUUACCAAAUGAGUUACAUAGCUUUAUGUAAGGGCUAUGUGAAAAAAAAAAAACCUAUAAUCCAUUUUUGAGAUAAUUGUGUUAUAAAAAGGUCUGCUUUUAUUAUGGAUAUCCUUACAUCAUUUGUUGAAGACUAUCCCUCAUUGAUGGUCUUGGAUCCCUUCUCAGAAUUGAUUUGACUGUGUAUGAGGAUUUAUUUCCAUAUUUUGCUUCAUUCCUUGGUUUUAUCCUUUCUAAAUCCUUGAUGCUGUUUUGACUACUGGAGCUUUAUAUUUAUAGUAAAUUCUGAAGUAAUAUGAUCUAUACAGUUCUCAGUAUUGUUUUGGUUGUCUGAGGUUCCUUGAAAUUAAGGGGAAAAUUGUAUAUGAAUAUGUGUAGUUGCAUGUGGAAGUCACAGGACAACUUUUGGGAGUUGUUCUUCCGCCUGCGUUCUGUAGUCAUCAGAUUUGCACUGCACUUUUACCCAAAGAACCGUCUUUCUAGUCCCCUCCACUUUUCUAUUCAAUUUUAUUCUGGCUUUCUGGGGUUCCUUAAGGUUUUAUGUGAAUUCUGGGAUAAUUUUUCUGUUUGUAGCCAUCAAUGGAUUUUUGACUGAUUGUGUUAAAUCUGCCAUUUGAGGUAGGACUGAGUUUUAACAGUUAUAAGUAUUCUGGUCCUUAAGCAGAAAAUGCCUUUCCAUUUAGAGUCCUUGGUUGAAUUAUUCCUAAAUGUUUUUAAUUCUUUGUGAUGUUAUUAUAAAUUGAAUUAUUUUCUUAAUUUCCAUUUAAAGAUCAUUGUUCAUUAGCAUGAACUCCUUUCUUUUUAGAUACCUCUCACUUCCUCUUCUUGCCUUAUUGUUAGAAUUCUAGUAGUCUGUUGAAUACUAGUGAUGAAAAUGGGCAUUUGUCUUUUUGGGUUUAAAUAUUUAUUAUUUCAUGUACAUAUGAGUGUACCACAUGUGUGCCUGGUGCCCGUAGAGACCAUUAGAGGGCAUUGGAUCCCUUGGUACUAGAGUUAAUAAGAUGGUUGUCAACUUCCAUGUAGGUGCUGGGACCUAAACCUGGGAUUCUCUGCAAGAGCAGCCAGUGUGCUUAACCACUGAGCCAUCUCUCCAACCCCACAAAAUCCUUUAAUGUUUUGUUGAAUUCUGUUUGCUAGUACUUUUUUAAUUUUACAUUUUUUUCUGUGUAUGAUUGUGUAUCAGAGGAUAACUUAAGUCAGUUUUCAUUCUAGCAUCUGGGUUCUGAAGAUCAAACUCAGGUUGCCAGGCUUGGCAGCUGAGUUCUCUCAUUGGCCCAUGUUGGGCUUUUUGUUGCUUGUUAUGGUUUGGUUUGGUUUUGAAGAAUUUUUGUAACACUGUGACCUGUAGUUUUAUUAUCCUGCCUGUUUGGUCUUGAUUUCAGGGUAAUGCUGGCUUCAUAUUUUGUUUUUUUGUUUGUUUGUUUGUUUGUUUGUUUUUGUUUUUCGAGACAGGGUUUCUCUGUGGCUUUGGAGCCUGUCCUGGAACUAGCUCUGUAGACCAGGUUGGUCUCGAACUCACAGAGAUCCGCCUGCCUCUGCCUCCCGAGUGCUGGGCAGCUUCAUAUUUUGGAAGUGCGUCCUCCUUUAUAAGUUUCCAGAGUAAUUUGUCAAAAUUAAUUUUAAUUUGGCCAGGCGUGGUGCAUGCCUUUAAUCUCAACACUUGGGAGGCAGAGGCAGGAGGAUCUCUGAGUUCAAGGUCAACCUGGUCACCUAAAGCUCUACAGUGAGAACCUGUCUCAAUUAGAAAAAAGAAAAUACUGUUCUUUAGAUGGUUGGUAGAAUGUACUGUUAUAGCCACAUGGUCCUGGGGUUUUCUUUGCUGGGAAGGUUUUAAUAGUAGACGUAAUUAGAGGACUGCCUAUUUAGAUUUAUAUUUCGUCUGAAUCAAAGUUGGUGGUUUUUCUCUUUUAUCUAUUAUCAAGUGGAUAUAUUGAUGAGAUACAGUUUAUAAUGUUUUACACUUUUCAUUCUGGAAAACCUGCCAUGAUAUUCCCACUCCUUUUAAAGGUAUAUCACUGUCUGUAUGUGUAUUCACAUGUGUACAAGUGUGUGCACAUAUAUGUGCAGGGGGCAGGGGGCUGAAGUUAACAUGAGGUCUCUUCUUUUAUCUCAACUUUAUUGAAUACAGAGCCCCUAACUGGUAAACCAGUUAGUCACAUUGCCCAAAGGAUCCCCUCCCCAUUCUCUGCUUCUCAAAUCCUGGGAUUAUAGAGAGCUAGUUACAUACCUGCCUGGCUUUUUCUGGGCAUCUGAACUCACUUCAUCUACUAAACAAACCAUCUCUCCAGCCCAGUGUCCCCAUUUUGGUUUCUAAUUUUAGUUAGUUGAGCUUUUUUCCCACUUUCAUAGCCAGUCUAGCUAAAAGUUUGUCAGUUUUGAGAUUUAAAAGACCAAUUCUUGAUUGUUUUAUUUUUCCACUCCUCUGAUCAGUUUUCCUGCUUGCUCUUUUCCUUGUUCCUUGAAGAGUAAAGUUUGGCUUUGAGACCCGUGCUGCAUAGCUGUUUCAGCCUUGCUUCUGUUGUAUUCCAACACUUCUGGUAUUUUGUGGUGGUUUUUGUUUUGUUUUGUUUUUGUUUGUUUCAAGGAGUGUUUUAAUUUCCUUUGUGAUUUCUUCUUUCAACCAUCAGUUGUUUAAAAAUACAUUAUUUAGCUGGGCAGUGGUGGCACACGCCUUUAAUUGCAGCACUAGGGAGGCAGAGGCAGGCAGAUUUCUGUGUUUGUGGCCAGCCUGAUCUACAGAGUGAGUUCCAGGACAGCCAGGGCUACACAGAGAAACUUUGUCUUGGGGGAGGGGUCCUAUUUAUUUUACACAUAUUUGUGGGUUUUGUAGUUUUCCUUAAUGUGUUAAGACUCUGUGGCACUGAUGUAUCUGGGAAAGUGUUCCAUAUGUCUUUGAGAAAAAUGUAUUUUCUGCUUAUUGAGUAAUAUGUUCUGUAUAUACGUUUUGAGGUCCAAAUAUUCUGUGGUGGUUUUCAAGUGAUGCUUUUCCUUGUUGAUCUGCUGUACUUACUAUUCUAUCUGUACCCUUUGAACAGUCUUGUUUCUCCCAUUCGUCAUAUACUUAGCAAUUUUAGUUGGCAUAUCUUUGUUGAUAAUUGCUGUGUCUAAUUGGUGAUAUAAAUAUCCUUAUUUCAUUAUGUAAUUGCCUUUGUCUCUUAAAACAGGUUUGAAUGAAGUCCUUUUUUUCUGUUUUCUCUGUGCUACUUUCCUCUUUGGGUUACUGCAGUUGAGCUGGACAUGUUUUUCAUUCUAUCAGUGUAGUGAGUUUACUUCUAAAAAGUGGUUCUCUUGUAUAAAAUAUAUAAUUGACCUUAGGUUUUAAAUUUAUUCUUCCAAGCUGUAUCUUCUAUGUGGUAAUUAAAUCCAUUGGCAAAGUAACUACUAUAACUGUUAAAGGAAAGGCUCACUGUUGCCAUUUUGUUUUUCUCUGUCUUCCAGUUUUUUGUCCUUCAUUUCUUCUUUUACUGUUUUUUUUUUUUUGGUGUAGUUUAAAUGUCUUGUUUGAUUUACUUUCAUUUCUUUUGUAUACAUUGUAUAUGUGAUUUUUAUGAGGUUUACGUGAAACAUCCUAAAGUUACAGCAGUCUAUUUUAAACUAAUAGCUUCAAUCACAUGCAAAGCUUCUUCUCUUUAUAGUUCUAGCCCUCUUUUUUACAUUAUCAAUGUCACAAAUAGCAUAUAAUGUGUGUCCAAUAACAAGUUUAUAACUUUUUAUGCUUUUCUAUUUUAAAUACUGUUGAAGAAUAAAAGGAAUUGUGAACCAAAAUUACAAUGAUGGCAGUUUUUCUAUUUGUGUGUUUAUUAUUAUAGGAAAACUUAUAUUCUUAUAUGGCUUUGAGUUUAUGCUUAGUAUCUUUUCUUUACAACUUGAAGAAUUCCCUUCUGCAUUUCCUAUAAGAUAGGUCUGGGUAAUGAACUUAACUACCUCUGCUUUCUUCAUUUAUUUCUCCCUCAUUAAAAAAUAUAUUAUUUCAUAUAUGUGUGAUGUAUGUAUGCAAGGGCACUGCAUAGCACAUAUAUAAGUCAGC
Chionomys nivalis (European snow vole) is the source of this 9954-nucleotide messenger RNA. RefSeq names its product interacts with SUPT6H, CTD assembly factor 1 (gene Iws1). Bases 251 to 2551 code for a protein of 766 amino acids. NCBI's taxonomy places the organism in Eukaryota, Metazoa, Chordata, Mammalia, Rodentia, Cricetidae. The record is from RefSeq and is a predicted model, not a curated record. Gene Ontology annotation, cellular component: nucleus. Gene Ontology annotation, biological process: poly(A)+ mRNA export from nucleus. The transcript is spliced from 14 exons.